AUGUCGUCGCAACUCGCCGGAAAGGACGCCGAUGCGUCGGUCGCACCCAAGCUUCACUCUAUCCGCAUCACCCUCUCCUCCAAGAGCGUAGUGCCCCUCGAGAAGGGUGAGUAAGGAGAUGUUCGGGCGUGCUUUAUGCUCGGGAUUUUUCCUGCCCUCAGGAUAACAGGCAUUGGGAAGGAAUCGCAAGGAGGCAGCGAGGCGCUUCGAUAUUAGGUUGCGGAGGGUAUCAGCCUUUGCGCGUCGGCAGCGUGGAGGAGCUGUGGAGAUGCGACUGGAUCUAAGUCGCCGCACUCAGAGGGUCAGCAUAGCGUCCUGCUCAACAAUGACGCCAACUGAUGCCACUCUUUCUUCGUCUAUGGCGCAGUCUGCAACGAUCUCGUCACUCGUGCCAAGGACAAGCAGCUGCGCGUCAAGGGCCCUGUGCGCCUGCCCACCAAGGUCCUGACUCACACCACGCGCAAGUCGCCAUGUGGUGAAGGAUCCAAGACGUGGGACAGGUUCGAGCUGCGCAUCCACAAGCGUCUCAUCGACCUUCACUCUCCCUCCGAGAUUGUCAAGCAGAUCGUGAGUCGUCUCAUUGCGGCUGGAAGAUUCGAGGCGCACCCAUCCUCCUCCCCCAAUCCCCAGUCCAGUCGUCCUGCGCUGACACACGGCCCUUGAACGCUUUACCACGCAGACUUCGAUCUCUCUUGAGCCUGGAGUUGAGGUUGAGGUCACUGUUGCUGCCUAA
Molecule: messenger RNA, 733 nt
Organism: Ceraceosorus bombacis
Lineage: Eukaryota; Fungi; Basidiomycota; Exobasidiomycetes; Ceraceosorales; Ceraceosoraceae
Source: the annotation of a GenBank genome assembly